Messenger RNA from Botrytis fragariae, 585 nucleotides. RefSeq names its product putative 60s ribosome subunit biogenesis protein nip7 protein. The transcript is spliced from 2 exons. Gene Ontology annotation, cellular component: preribosome, large subunit precursor; nucleus; nucleolus. The record is from RefSeq and is a predicted model, not a curated record. Gene Ontology annotation, molecular function: RNA binding. Gene Ontology annotation, biological process: ribosome assembly; ribosomal large subunit biogenesis. NCBI's taxonomy places the organism in Eukaryota, Fungi, Ascomycota, Leotiomycetes, Helotiales, Sclerotiniaceae. Bases 19 to 585 code for a protein of 188 amino acids.
CAACAGCACAAUUUCAAAAUGCGUCCUCUCACAGAACCAGAAACUCAAACUCUCUUCGCCAAAUUGGCUGGCUACACGGGAAACUCGUUGAAGAAUCUGAUUGCGCCAUUGGACAACACUCCAAAUGCUGAUCGAUAUGUUUUCCGCGUUCAACAAUCAAGAUGUUAUUAUGUGCGAUUAUCGCUCGCAAACCUUGCGACUUCUAUCUCCAGAGACAAGUUGUUAUCACUAGGAAUCUGUCUCGGAAAGUUCACAAAAUCAGGCAAAUUCCGUAUUCACAUCACCGCGCUCCCUAUCCUCGCCGAGCACGCCCGUUACAAGGUCUGGGUUAAGGCCAAUGGAGAAAUGCCCUUCCUCUACGGUGGACACAUUGUGAAAGCGCAUGUUGGAAGAUGGUCGGAAGAUUGUCCCGAGCAUCAGGGUGUUGUUGUUUACAGUAUGAACGAUACGCCAUUGGGAUUUGGGGUUACGGCGAGAAGUACACAGGAGGCUAGAAGAUUGGAUCCUACCGGUAUUGUUUGUUUCAGACAAGCAGAUGCAGGAGAAUAUCUGAGAGAUGAAGAUACGCUUUUUGCAACUUCUUAA